Molecule: messenger RNA, 897 nt
Organism: Adineta steineri
Lineage: Eukaryota; Metazoa; Rotifera; Eurotatoria; Adinetida; Adinetidae
Source: the annotation of a GenBank genome assembly
AUGAAUAUAUUUUUUCAAUCUAUUAUUAAAGUAAAAGGUUAUCUAUUAUCUUUUGAUUAUUAUCGUUUGGUUUGGAUAGUUAUUAUAGCUUUAUUAUUAUUUCUUUUUUAUACUUCUCGUCAAUGUCAGUUUAUACCUUCUAAUAUAUCAUAUAUUAAAAAUUCUUUUAAUAAAACAAGAAAUUCAUCUAAUCAGACAGAUAUACGAUCGCAAUUAACUAGAAUUAUUGUUGUAUCUCAUUAUAAUGAAGAUAUAAAUUGGCUUGAUUUAUUUAUUGGUGAUAAAAUUCCACAUAUUGUUUAUACAAGAUCAUCUGAUCCAUUAAUACGUCAUGGUCUAUUAGUAAAUAAAGGCAGAGAAGCUGUAGUUUAUCUUCGUUAUAUUGUUGAUUUUUAUUCAAAUCUACCAUCAUCAAUAGCUUUUAUUCAUGGACAUCGAACUUCAUGGCAUCAAAAGGAUCCAAAUGAUGUUGUCGUUGCAUUACGAGCUUUAAAAUGGCAUAAAUAUAGUUAUAUGCCAUUGACUAGUACAACGACUACAUCUCGAUUUCAACAGAGAGCUUCAGAAAUGCAAGAAGCAGUUAAUUAUGAAUUAUGGCGAGAUGUUCUACAGAAAGAACUCGGUCCACCACCAUUAAAUGGAAUUCGAACACAUUGUUGCGCAUCAUUUGUGGUUAGAAAAGAGGCUAUUCUUAAACAUCCGAAAGAAUUUUAUUUAAAGAUAAUGAAUUAUAUUAAUGCUAGUCCACGUUCUGAUCAAUUAACAGGUAGAACACUUGAAUAUACUUGGCAUAUGAUCUUUGGUCAACCAGCAAUAUUCAAUAUGAAAUCAUGUGAUGUAUUUUUUUGCGAUGCAAAUGGAAGAAUUUCUGUUGAAUUAGCGGAGAAAAAUGCAUAG